Molecule: messenger RNA, 1853 nt
Organism: Echinops telfairi (small Madagascar hedgehog)
Lineage: Eukaryota; Metazoa; Chordata; Mammalia; Afrosoricida; Tenrecidae
Gene: NHERF1
Product: SLC9A3 regulator 1
Exons: 7
Coding region: 119-1216 (365 amino acids)
Biological process (GO): protein localization to plasma membrane
Cellular component (GO): apical plasma membrane
Molecular function (GO): signaling receptor binding; protein-membrane adaptor activity
Source: RefSeq, a predicted model, not a curated record
GCGCGCGCCGGAGUGCUCGCUGCACACCCAGCUUCGCCGGGCGGGAGAAGGGCUGGCCGUCCGGCCCUUGGCCCCGACGGACCCCCCGCGUGGCGCCGCUGAGCCGUCGCCAGGCGACAUGAGCGCAGCCACGGCGCCCGGGGCGCCCUUGCCCCGGCUCUGCUGCCUAGAGAAGGGCCCGAACGGCUACGGCUUCCACCUGCACGGGGAGAAGGGCAAGGUGGGCCAGUUCAUCCGGCUGGUGGAGCCCGGCUCGCCGGCCGAGAAGGCGGGGCUGCUGGCGGGCGACCGGCUGGUGGAGGUGAACGGCGAGAACGUGGAGAAGGAAACCCACCAGCAGGUGGUGAGCCGCAUCCGCUCCGCGCUCAACGCCGUGCGCCUGCUGGUGGUCGACCCCGAGGCGGACGAGCAGCUGCAGAAGCUGGGCGUCCAGGUGCGCGAGGAGCUGCUGCGCGCCCCGGAGGGGUCUGGGCCGGCCGCCGCCGAGGCACCGGGGGCUGGCGGCGAGAGCGAGCCACGCGAGGCCGAGAGGAGCCCCGCGGAGCAGCGUGAGCUGCGGCCCCGGCUCUGCGCCAUGAAGAAGGGCCCCAACGGCUAUGGCUUCAACCUGCACAGCGACAAGUCCAAGCCCGGCCAGUACAUCCGGGCGGUGGACCCAGACUCGCCGGCCGAGGCCUCGGGGCUCCGGGCCCAUGACCGCAUCGUGGAGGUGAACGGGGUCUGCAUGGAGGGCAAGCAGCAUGGGGACGUGGUGUUGGCCAUCAAGGCCAGUGGGGAUGAGACCAAGCUGCUGGUGGUGGACAAGGAAACGGACGAGUUCUUUAAGAAGUGCAAAGUGAUCCCAUCUCAGGAGCACCUGGACGGUCCCUUGCCUGAGCCCUUUACCAAUGGAGAGAUCCCCAAGGAGAACAGUCUGGAAGCUUCGGCUGAGCCCCAGGCAGAGCCCUUGGCUGAGGUGGCCACUGAGAACUCCAGGGCAGCCCUGGCGAUGUCCACCUCCAGCGACACCAGUGAAGAGUUGAAUCCGGAGGACAGCCCCAAGAAGCAAGACCCCCCAGAACCCUCCUCCACGGCCGCUGCCACCGCCUCCGACCCCAUCCUGGACUUCAACAUCUCCCUGGCCGUGGCCAAGGAGAGGGCGCGUCAGAAGCGCAGCAGCAAGCAGGCCCCGCACAUGGACUGGAGCAAGAAAAACGAGCUCUUCAGCAACCUCUGAAUGUCCACUUUGGCCCUGACCCUGCCUCUCCCCCCCCCCCACACCCCCCCAAAUCAAUGCACCAAUCGGCACCAGCACCACCCUCCUCGGCGAGCCUGAUUUUUCUAGAGAACUUCGUUCCCCCCCUCCCUCUGGGAGGCCAGCAGUUUUCUGCCCUGCUAGCUGCCCCAGCCAGCAAACCCACUCCGCCACCUCCCCCUGGGGCUUCAUCCACCUGGUGGCCCCUGAACCCCCUCUAUGGGGCCGGCCCCAAGCCAGGACCGUGGGACCGGGGAGAAACGGGCACGUUCCCUCACAGCCCCAGUGGUGACGGGGUCUGGGCGGAUCAGGAGACUGAUGGCAGUACCCAGGGCUCGGGGGCACCCAGCGUCCUGGGAGCCGCGACUUUGCCAUCUAACUGUUGUUCCUCUACUUUUUUAAGCGUGCAGUACCAGUGUAGAGGGCGUUCUGUUCCCUGGCCCCCGUGACUGUUCCUGCUUGUUGAAAUCCAAGCACAACCAGGUGCCGUGGCCUUCAACUUGUUUCCAUACCACCCCUGGAGACGGGGGCUUCCGGGGAAGACCACCCCACUCAGCCCCAGGGCCAGGCACCACCACUGUAUGGAAAACUCCAGCAGAAAUUCAUCUGGUUCCUUAAA